AUGGGCGACGAGGAGAAGGUCGACCAGCGCCAGUUCAAGGUCAUCCUCUUGGGGGACGGCGCCGUGGGCAAGACGUCCAUCGCGACGCGCUUUUCUUCCGACGAGUUCACGCAGUCCUACAAGCAGACCAUCGGCCUCGACUUCUUCAUCAAGCACCUCAUCCUCCCCGGCGACGUCCACGUCGCGAUGCAGAUGUGGGACAUCGGCGGCCAGUCCAUCUCGUCGAAGAUGCUCCACAACUACAUCUUCGGCGCCCACGCGAUCCUGCUCUGCUACGACAUCACCAACUACGAGUCCUUCGCGAACCUCGAGGACUGGCGCGCGGCCGCGCCCGGGACACGGCGGCGGCCGCGCGCGGCCGCGACCGACCGCGCGCGCGCGAACAAGUGCGACCUGAGCCACAUGCGCGCGGUCAAGUCCGAGGUCCACAACCGCUUCGCCGACGAGAACGUGCUCUACAGCUUCAUGAUGUCCGCCAAGUCCGGCGACCAGGUCAAGUCGUGCUUCCUCCGCGUCGCCGCCGUGCUCUCGAACACGAGCUUCUCGCGCCCGGAGAUCGAGGUCGAGUCGCAGACCGUCGUCAAGGCGACGAUCGUCGAGCACGCGCAGCACGACCCCAACGUCCACAGCGGCAGCGUGCCCGCCUACACGAAGAGCAAGAGCUCCUGCGCGGUCUCCUAG
This is a messenger RNA of Aureococcus anophagefferens, 681 nucleotides long. RefSeq lists its product as hypothetical. NCBI's taxonomy places the organism in Eukaryota, Pelagophyceae, Pelagomonadales, Pelagomonadaceae. Gene Ontology annotation, molecular function: GTPase activity; GTP binding. Bases 1 to 681 code for a protein of 226 amino acids. The transcript has 4 exons. The record is from RefSeq and is a predicted model, not a curated record. Gene Ontology annotation, cellular component: Golgi apparatus; endosome.